CUGUGGCCAUAUCAGCUGGUCCUAUACUGCUAGUAUGAAAAAUGCAGAAGUGACAGACACCAAGCAAAUCAUACACUGGUAGCUUCCUGACUGCGGAAAAGACAGAAAACAUGAUCUAAAGGAAUCCCGGUCUGGAUUAAAUCACCUUUAUAAUAAUUAUAAGCUGCUCGCGAGCCUAGAAGCUGUGCACAGGGAUGACUGGGCCCCAUGCAUCACUCAACUAGCGCCGGGCUGUAGAGUUUGCUCAAUAAAUGCUGCACCGGUUGUAGAAGGAACUCCCUGACGGAGCAGCCAUACACAGCCCUCACUCCCUACUUGGAAGAGUUUAUGAACAUGCCGUGGCUCCGCUCAUCCCUGGACAGUCUCCAUACAUUGGUGCUACUCCUCCCCCUGUUGGCCACUCUGGGUCACUGCGAUGAUGGUCAUCUAUUGAGUCAGGUGUUGUUUUGUCAGCCCAACGAGCCAUCAUCGGGGCUUCUCAAGAUGUUUGAUGAAGAUCAAAUGUUCAGUUACAACUUUAGCGAUAACUCAGUUUCUCAUUGGAUCAAAGACUUUGACAAGUGGCGCGACCAGGCUUUUCCUGACCCCUCAACGAUAUUCUCCCAUGUGAAGCUAUGUAAUCGUUUUAGACAAGCGCUUACUGAAGCACUUAAAGAUAUUACUCCUGAAGCUAUAGGUGGUGCACAUGUGACGGUUUUUACAGCAAAUCCUCUGAAACUGGGUGUAAAAAACACAUUGAUCUGUUCCAUUCACGAUGUCUAUCCCCCGGCUGUGACCAUCACUUGGAAGAAGAACAUGGAUGUUCUGACAAGAUCAUUAAUCUCCUCAAAAUAUUUUGCUAUGAGUGAUCUGUCCUUUCAGGUGUUCUCCUAUCUCAAUGUCACUCCCAUGAACAAUGAAGUCUACUCUUGUGAAGUACAAUUGUCAGGAGAUAACCGAACUAUUACAGAGUACUGGUUUCCUCAGUAUCCAGUCCCUUCUGAUCUGCUGGAGGAUUUCCUGUGUAUUAUGGGUGUGUUUUUCGGCAUUCUUUUCCUCUUUUUGGGGGCCUUCUUCUUCUGGAUGGCUAAGAACUAGCACAAUACAGACUGAAUUUCUCACCUCCUUAGUCUCUCCUUGACUGUUGAAGACUGAACAAAUUGCAGUGCCUUGACUUUUAUCUGGAGCCUGGACCAAAAGCCAUCAUGUGACUUCAUUCCUAGACCUCCCAUGAUUACUGCUAUUUACCAUAACAACAUUAGGAGCCCUUGUGAAAGUAUCUGAGAAAUGAUCUAUGGAUACUGUUUUACAUAGAUAUGCUGUUUAUCAUGUCCAGAUAACUUUGAUGGAGCCAUUAAUUUCAAGGACAGGAAUUAGUUUAAUUUUGACUACAUAAAAGGAUCUCACAAACACACCAUAAGGUGAAACACAAUUUAUAGAGGCAAAAAAAUAGGAAUGGCAUUCUCCCUUUUGGCACAACUCAGCUUUGGGUAAGUUUUCAGAUAACUGCUGCUGUCCCCAAUGUAGAACCAGAAAAAACCCAUUGAUAAAACGUAUACAGUACUCAUCGAGAAGAUGCUACUAUGGUGCACUACAUUCCUUCAGAGUCUAAAGGAUUCCUCAGAAUCUUUGCAGAAACUCUUUUAUUGGUGAUGCGUUUUGGAGUUGUGUAGACUCCGACCUGAUGAAGGAGUCUGUAAGAGUCUUAAAGACUAUUGGACUGGCAUGGAAUCCCUUAGACUUUGAAUGAAGUUAUUACUAUAUCAUUUUUCUGUUGACUAUUGGCUACAGUUUGGAUUAUUAUACAAACCCCAGCUGCUAAUAGGGGUCGGUGUGCACACAACAUCAUGUUCCUGCUUCCAGCCACAUAGCAAUGAAUAUGGGGAAGAAGCAGGAAGGAAGAUCGCUGUCACGGCAGCCGAGUCCAGGCUCUCAGGAUGAAGCUUCUUAUCUUACAUCAGUGGUUGUGGCUGUGGACAUUGAGUGUCCUCCACAACCAGACAUAGUCACAUAGUUAAAACUGUUGAAAAAAGACAUAAGUCCAUCAAGUUCAACCAAGGGAUAGGUGAGGACGUGAAUCCCAGAAGGAAGUGAGAUUUAGAUUUCUACACAUUUUCAUAAGCAUUUUCAUAGAUUGUAAGCUCU
This is a messenger RNA of Bufo gargarizans (Asiatic toad), 2124 nucleotides long. Its product is annotated as class II histocompatibility antigen, M alpha chain-like. Gene Ontology annotation, molecular function: MHC class II protein complex binding. Gene Ontology annotation, cellular component: MHC class II protein complex; membrane. The coding region runs from base 328 to 1077 and encodes 249 amino acids. NCBI's taxonomy places the organism in Eukaryota, Metazoa, Chordata, Amphibia, Anura, Bufonidae. Gene Ontology annotation, biological process: peptide antigen assembly with MHC class II protein complex; antigen processing and presentation of exogenous peptide antigen via MHC class II; positive regulation of T cell activation. The transcript is spliced from 5 exons. The record is from RefSeq and is a predicted model, not a curated record.